AUGACCUCCUCUGGUCUCCUUCAUCUUCGCGACAUUACCGCUCAGAAAACGUCGAAAUCCAUCUUUGCGGUGGUCGUACUCACUUGUGGUGUCGCCGCCCCAAUUCCAUAUCGUUCCAUACGUCGCGUCAUUGUGCUAUGGCCAUUGACGUGUGGUUGCAUAGCGUGCACGAAGGCCCUGUGUGACCAACGUUUUAUGCGGUUUUAUAAUUACGGCAAGGAAAGUCGGUUCGGAGAGGGUGAAGGAAGCGUUCUUCAGAACGUGAGUGCAUCCGGUGUUGGUCUCAUAAAGUUGUCGCUCCGCUACCGGCACGUUACCUACCCCUUCGACGUCUGUUCCCACCAUUACUUGGAGUCUGAAAUUGUGCCAGCUUUUAUCACAAUGUCAAUAUGGCUUCACGCGUACUUAAAUCACGGCUCAUCAUAUGUAUCAUUUUCCGGAACUUUAGGGCCCUUCAUUUCAGUACACAUUCUUCGUGCUCACAGGCCCUGUAAAGCCGGUGUCAUUGUUAUUUCUUCUCGGGCUCUUGAGGUCGUCGGCAUUCUCAUAUGGAUCUGCGACGGUACACCGAAGCACAGCGUACUGCACUUUCCUUUUCGAUUCUUGAGCGGAAAUCCGCAUAGCGCAAAAGAACGGUAUCCAAAUUGCUUCUUGAACUACCACGGAACGUGGAGGGUUGAAAGCGGUACUGGUCUUUUUACACAUGUACCCUCAUUCUCAAGAUCUUCUAUUACGAGUGUUUUCUCUUAUAUUUUCGUUCUUCCGCACUGGCAGCUGCUUAACCCAUUUAUGCACUGCACGUGUAGUCGGCAAGAAAGAGAGGUGAAAUGUGGAAUUAAAGGCGCUAAUUGGAUGACGCGUACGUCCUGGAUCAAGGGCUCGUAA
This is a messenger RNA of Guyanagaster necrorhizus, 885 nucleotides long. RefSeq lists its product as uncharacterized. Bases 1 to 885 code for a protein of 294 amino acids. Lineage: Eukaryota; Fungi; Basidiomycota; Agaricomycetes; Agaricales; Physalacriaceae. The record is from RefSeq and is a predicted model, not a curated record. The transcript is spliced from 5 exons.